Molecule: messenger RNA, 1515 nt
Organism: Leptopilina boulardi
Lineage: Eukaryota; Metazoa; Arthropoda; Insecta; Hymenoptera; Figitidae
Product: odorant receptor 4-like
Exons: 7
Coding region: 185-1408 (407 amino acids)
Biological process (GO): sensory perception of smell; detection of chemical stimulus involved in sensory perception of smell
Cellular component (GO): plasma membrane
Molecular function (GO): odorant binding; olfactory receptor activity
Source: RefSeq, a predicted model, not a curated record
CUCAAUUUUACUUCCUUAUUCUUUUUCCACGAAAUAUGGAUCGAAACUUAGUUUCGAGUUUUAUACCCUCUUUUAGUCUUGCACCACUGUUUUGUUAUUUUCUGAUCUAAGUAAAUGUCUAAAUUCUAUCGAAAAAAUGUGAUUCUAUUUUUUAAAAAACAAGUAUAAAAUUUUAAUAGCUAAAAUGAACAUAAAAAUGGAUGGUAAAAGUGCUCUUGAUUAUUUUUCAACAUUCAGUCGUGCAAGUCUUGGAAUGUUAGGUGUAUGGCCUGAACCUACACGUAAAAAUGAAAAUUUAUCAAAAUUUUUGUUUAUUAUAACAUUUACAUUUACAUUUUUAAGUGCAGUUUUACCACAAGCGAUAAGAUUAAUUCAAAUUUGGGGUAAUUUAGAUCUUAUAAGUCAAAUUUUGUCAACUGCAGAAUUACCAUUUACUGUGGCUUUAAUCAAGAUGAUUGUUCUAUUAUAUAAUAAAGAAAAAAUGUCAAAUCUUCUAUUAUCCUUCAUUAAUAAUUGGAAUAAGACAAUUAAUUGUCAACAUUUAAAUAUCAUGUUGAAAGCUGGAAAAUCAGGAAGAAAAAUAUCAUUUCUAUGCAUUUUUAUGGGUCUUUUAACUGUUCAUGCGCGUAUUCCACAAAUUUUAUUUCUCAAUUUUGACAUAUGGAGGAGAAAUGAUGUUGACGCAAAUUUUACAUUAUAUAUUGAAGCCUAUUUUCCAUAUGAUUGGAAUUAUAGUCCAGUUUUUGAAAUAACUUGUUUUAUUCAAUAUGUUGGUACAUUUUUGGCAACAGUUGCAUAUACAGGAACUGAUGGUUUUUUUAGUCAAAUUGCCUAUCAUCUAUCUGGACAAUAUCAUAUUUUACGUCUAAGGCUUUUAGAUCUUGUUAAUAAAACAGAAAAUAUUAAAUCUUGGAUUGAAUUUGAUAAUCAACUCAAUGGCAUCAUUCAAAAUCACGAACACAUCAACAGAUGCAUCCAAAUUCUAGAAAGUACAUUUAAUUUCAUGUUCGUCGUACAAUUAUUGGCUUGUAGUCUUCAAUUUUGUGUUCAAGGAUAUGUUCUUAUUUUGUAUACAACAAGAGAAAGUACAAAAUCAGUUUUAUUUGAUGUCUCAUUUAUUGUAACGUAUCUCAUUUAUCAAAUUGGAAAUUUUUAUAUAUAUUGCUACUUGGCAGAAAUGCUACAAAGUGAGAGUUUGAAAUUUGCCCAAUCUGCCUAUAACUGUCAGUGGUAUAAAUUACCUCCUAAAAAAGUUAAAUUUCUACUAUUUAUUAUGCAACGAGGAAGAAAACCAGUUGCAAUAACUGCGGGAAAAUUUUGUGUUCUUAACUUGGCACUAUUUGGAAGGAUUCUCAGAACAUCCCUUGGAUAUUUGUCAGUACUAAUAACAAUGAAUAAGCGAACUUAAGAAUUUUAUUCAUAAACUAUCUCAAAAUACAUAAUGGAAUCAACAUCAAGUGGAAAAUUCGUGAAUAAUUAAAUAAAAAAGUGAAAAAAAACAAACAAAAAAAUAGA